Hermetia illucens (black soldier fly) is the source of this 770-nucleotide messenger RNA. RefSeq names its product 39S ribosomal protein L40, mitochondrial (gene mRpL40). Lineage: Eukaryota; Metazoa; Arthropoda; Insecta; Diptera; Stratiomyidae. The coding region runs from base 126 to 719 and encodes 197 amino acids. The record is from RefSeq and is a predicted model, not a curated record. The transcript has 3 exons. Gene Ontology annotation, cellular component: mitochondrial ribosome; mitochondrial large ribosomal subunit.
UAAAUGCGAUUGGCUGAUGGUUUCUGUGGGAUUUGGGCAAGUCUGGUUUCUAAUUGUCAGAAGCAUGUCAUGGUGAUCGCUGGCGGAGGUUCCUAGUGCGGAAUUUCGGACAUAUUCACAGAAAAAUGGCUCUCCUAACGGCGUUCGCACGUCUGUCCUGCAAAGAAGUACCUUCGGUAGCAAGAUCAUUCUUCACCGGCCCAAAAUUGUGUGUUCAGGUUACACCAGCUCUGUAUGCAGAGCCUCUGAAAAAGAAAAAGAAAAUAGACCCGGCCGUAAUCAAACAGCGUGAGGAACGGAGGCGAAAAAAGCUAGAGAAGCAAAUUCGUCGCCUGGAGAAAAACGCGCGCCAACUGAAGCCUGUGGAUGAAUUGGAAGUGCCACUGGAACUUCUUGAUGAGAAGGAGAAGCGUACCCGGCCGAAAGCCGCCCUUAGUCAGGAGGAGAUUGAGUCUCGUGCGAUACUGCAGAAGGAAUGGGCGAGGUACAAAUUGAAGCAGAAGUCGCAAGAGCUGCAAGUGGUUGAUCGUCUGAUGCAGGCGCAACAAAAAGCGCUGGAAGAACUUCGAAAGGAGUCAGAAGAGCUGUUUCAGGAAGCCAUUCAGCCGGAUCUGCAGAUGAUUCCAUUAACAACAAAGGGGCCUGUGGCCACUCCGCCAAUAGAGAAUUAUGAGAGUCCUGACGGGGAAUAUUUAGAUAUUAGCAAAAAGUGGACGUAGCGAACUGCGUAUUGAAAAAUGUAAACAAAUAUAGCCUUAAUUGAAUGUAAA